GAUAACGAGUGUCACAUGUCGCUACGCAUUGCUGCGCUGGGCUAGACAAGGACAACCCGAAUAGCAGUUUGAUAGCUGUACACUGAGUCCACAACCAGAGAAACUACGCGUUGUGUGUAAAUAAAACAAGUCUGAUCCCCGACAAGAGUAUGCACAACGGCUCCAUGGCGAAAAGAGACGGAGAAGAAAACCUGGACUCAUGGCUCAAUAAAGCCACAGACCCCAAUAAUAUGGAAGACAGGUGGGAUUGUAUCCAGGAAUUCUACCAACUUAUCAACCAGGAGACCGAUGGUCCUCAGGUAGCGACGCGGCUUCUGGCCCACAAGAUCCAGUCGCCCCAGGACAACGAAGCUCUGCAGGCUCUCACCAUUCUGGAAGCAUGCAUGGACAACUGUGGCAGGAGAUUUCAAGUGGAGGCCGUUAAAUUCCGUUUUCUCAAUGAACUCAUCAAAGUGCUGAUUCCAAAGUACUUGGGCAAAUGGAGCUCAGACAGGGUGAAGGAGCGGGUGACUGAGGUGCUGUACGGCUGGACUCUGUGGCUCAAAGAGGAAGCCAAGAUCCAGGAAGCAUACAGAAUGCUUAAGAAACAAGGUAUUGUUAAAGAAGACCCUACAUUGUCAGACCGAAUUGCGAUGCCCCCACCAUCAGAGAGAACCAAAGAGUCCGUCUUUGACAAGGAGGGCAAGGCAGAGCUCUUAGCCAGGCUCCUGAAGAGCACAUGUCCCGAGGACCUACAGACCGCCAACAGACUCAUCAAAAACACCAUCCAAGAGGAGCAGGAGAAGGCAGCGCGGGAAUCGAGGCGUGGUUCGACUCUGAAGGAGGUGGAGACCAGCGUCUCCAAGCUGGGGGAGCUGCUGGCCAAGAGCAGCAGGACAGGAGCCCCCGUGCAGCACAGUGAGGAGCUCAGGGUGUUAUACGAGCACUGUGAUCGACUCAGACCUAGCUUGUUCCGGCUAGCCAGCGAAACGACAGACGACGAUGCGGCGCUGGCGCAGCUUCUUGCGGCUAACGACGAGCUAACGCAGGUGGUGACCACCUAUAAGGAGAGGGCCGCGAAGAGCGAGGGGGACCAAGCUAGUCGAGGAACAUCACGGAGAGAGGAAAAGACAGUCUAUGGGCCACCCACCAGUCCCAGGGGGAUUCGAAGCUACCACCUCAUUGACUUGUCCGCCCUGGACGCCCCACCAGACCAAAGAACAGCAGAAUCCCCCCUCCAUCCAUCCCCCCUCUCCUCCUCUCCUCUGCUCCUCCCCUCGUCCCUCCCUCCCCCUGCCCCCAGUGGGAAUGGUACCCUCCCCUCAGGGGUUGACCUGGAGCUCAUUGAUUUAGGCAAAACUGAACAUGCCCAACCCUGUCGGACGGAAGGGACGCGGAAUACAUACUCUAAAGAACUACUGCUGGUCAGCAGAGGACUUCGGAUGAAUUACGAUGAUGCAUGUGGGGGUGGUGACUACUUCCUCCCAGCUCAGAGUGGCUCUAGGGCAAAAGGCAGCUCUGGGAAGGGGGCUGACACCAUCUGGUACGCUGUCUCAUUCAUCCAAAACCCACCAUCUGCUGGAUCAGGACUGCCUCUCACGCUGCAGUGCCAGCCCCUGGACGGCCCUCUGUCCCCAGGGGAAUCAGAGGGCCGUCGGCCUCCUCCCCAGCCCUGUACAAACACCCACCUUCCCAUGGAUGCAGUCAGGCCCAGCCAGCUGGAGCCCCUCCCAGUGUGGGACCAGGCCGGGGUGCACGUCUCCCUCCACUUCCCCCGGGACCCUCCAAGGGAAAAUCCCGGCGAAGCCGUGGUGGUUCUCUCUGCCAUCAACACCUCCUCGCUUCCUGUGAGGGACUUCCUGUUCAAGGCCGCCGUGCCAAAGGGCAUGUCCGUGAAACUCCAGCCUUCCUCUGGCUCACAACUGCCUCCCUUCAACCCUGUGCUACCUCCAGCAGCCAUCUCCCAGGUUCUCCUCUUGUCCAACCCCCAGAAGCUGAAGGUACGGCUCCGCUACAAACUGGCACUGUUGCACGGCGACCAACCACUUAGUGAAACAGGCGAGAUAGAGAGCUUCCCUCCCUGGACAUCUUUAGUGGACGUCUAAAAUUAGAACCUACUGAGCUUCUAUUAUUUAUUAUUAUCCUAUUUUGUUGUUGUUGCUGAGCUUGUUGGCUGAGCUUACAUCACUUUUGCCGAUAACCUUGAUAUUUUCAUAAAUCGACAGUGAUUAAAAUGAUGCAGGUUGUGAGUCAUUAAACUGACACAUGCGCAGCUCUCUACUGUUGGUUGGAGCACUGCCCCCUUUACGGUUUUUAUAUUCUCUUUUCUAAUAUUUUCUACUCAAGCCUGUGCCUCCCACAUGCCUGCCCACACUCGCAUUGUUUUGGGUUUGUUUCCAGGAGUACGUUUAGCGUAUGCCGAGCCAAAUGCUUCGUUUAGAUUCCUUUUACUUGGUUUGGUUUUGGAAGAGCUGAAAAUCAGGGGAGAAGUGAGAAUGAAAGUGUUCUGUAUUUAAAGUGUUGUGUACCUUUUGUUGGGAAAUUCCCUCAUUGUUAUCCCUGUAAAUGUAGAACAAUUUAGUAUUAAUGUUAUUAUUAAAGGGAAAAAAUAA
This is a messenger RNA of Gadus morhua (Atlantic cod), 2591 nucleotides long. Its product is annotated as ADP-ribosylation factor-binding protein GGA2. Gene Ontology annotation, molecular function: ubiquitin binding; small GTPase binding; phosphatidylinositol binding. Gene Ontology annotation, biological process: protein localization to cell surface; intracellular protein transport; Golgi to plasma membrane transport. The record is from RefSeq and is a predicted model, not a curated record. Lineage: Eukaryota; Metazoa; Chordata; Actinopteri; Gadiformes; Gadidae. The coding region runs from base 150 to 2084 and encodes 644 amino acids. Gene Ontology annotation, cellular component: trans-Golgi network. The transcript has 16 exons.